Molecule: messenger RNA, 1649 nt
Organism: Paraphaeosphaeria sporulosa
Lineage: Eukaryota; Fungi; Ascomycota; Dothideomycetes; Pleosporales; Didymosphaeriaceae
Exons: 3
Coding region: 208-1536 (442 amino acids)
Biological process (GO): regulation of transcription by RNA polymerase II
Molecular function (GO): DNA-binding transcription activator activity, RNA polymerase II-specific; zinc ion binding
Source: RefSeq, a predicted model, not a curated record
CCCCCGCCGCCAAGCUGCUCGCUGUGACACGGAUCAGGUGCCGAAACGUAGCCAUUUUGAGUCAAGUGUACGCCGGACGAACCGUUCCUCGAUCCACCACCGACACCCUCCUCACAACAGCCUUGAGCCUCACCGACUGUGAAUGCGGCUUGGACAGGCAUAGAAAUCGAAACAUACGGCCGUUGACGACGCAUCAGAAGCCGCGUAAUGGCGGGUGGCUUGCGCAAGUAUCACACUAAGAGUCGGAACGGCUGCAGCCAAUGUAAGAAACGAAGGAAAAAGUGUGACAUGCGAAUGCCCAAGUGUGGAAACUGCACGAAGUGGGGAACGACAUGCGAUUUCACAGCGUGGAGCGCGGCGGUUCGUCCGCUAAUCGAGAAGCAAUUUGCCGAAGCCCUGUCUACAGUAAACGCACUAGCCUACCCGAUGCCGUUGGCUAGCUUCGAUGCCGACGACCUGGGUCUGCUCCGACAUUACGCAACUACGUCUUCCCUUACUCUUGCUCCGAAGGACACCCUCGCCCUUUUUCAGGUCAGCGUACCGGGCGAGGCAAAGUCGCAUCUGUUUUUGAUGCACAGCGUUCUGGCCUUCUCUGCGCUGCACCUUUCUGUUAUCGAUACCCAUAACCGAGACCGUCACAUUCAGAAUGCGUUCAAACAGCAUCAAAAAGCUCUCGUCUCCUUUCGCGACUCGGUCAAAGAAGUCACUGUUGAGAACGGUGGGGCCAUUACCGCUUUCUCGUUCUUGAUUCUCGUAUACACCAUCGGUCUUCCCAUUGUUUUUGGUUUCGACGACGCGACCAAUCCACUGGACUCCUUCAUCGAUAUAUUACAUGUACUUCGAGGUGCAUGGGCUGCUCUUGGGCCGAGCAUGGCAGACGUUGAGAACGGCAACUUGCGAGAGCUGGUCAAACCACAGCCUAUCAAACGGAAACCCUGCGUGAUGCACGCCAUGGGUGCCAAGGUAGUUCGCUCCCUUAGCCAUUUUUUGGACACCUCAUCCAUCGUCGAAGACGAGCAUCGACAGACAUAUCGCGAGGCUCUGAUGCAUUGGGAGAGGUUCUUCAUGAACUCCCCAUGCAAGCCACCACUCUGGGCCAACGCUCUCGUGUGGACGAUGACUGCACCGCACGCCUACUUCAAACUUCUGCAAGAGAAACGACCAUUCGCACUGAUCAUCUUCGCGAACUGGGCCAUCGCGCUGAUAAGGGCCCCUAACAUGUGGUUCAACGCAUGGGCAAGAGAGGUGGUCGCUGAUAUCUGGCAAAUGUCCAGUAAAGAGACCCGGAGAGGGUUGAUGUGGCCCGCCGAGGUCUGCGGCAUCAUUCCGAAGAACUUCCAUCCUCCGGAUUGCGUGUGCUGGGAAUGUCGUGAGGGGGAUCCGUAUCUGGCGGUCCGCGAUUCGGCAGCUGCGGUUUUGGUGGACAGGUCACGGGGGGAUAUCCCGAGAGACAGUCCGGAGAGACAACUUCAACCCGUACAACCCUACACCAUGGUUGAGCAGCCUGCCUUCCAGAAUCUGAUGAAGGCGGUAUGAAACGCGUGAGAGUGCAGUGCUGAGACCAGAGUCUCAGAACAACGAGCCUAUGAAUUUUACCAUUGGGAUACGUGGAUGUUCCCAUACUUUUGCGCGAUGAAUGGAGUUGCCAA